CGCUAUAUUUGAAAAGGAUGUAACUUCAAGGAAACUCAUAUCAGUGGUUCUGGUUACCUUAUUUACAGGGCCGUCUAGCUGGGUUCUACUUUGUAUACUCUACAACGUCUUCUUACACCCUUUACGGAAAUAUCCAGGACCUAAGUCAUGGCACGCUACACGCUUACCCUGGUGCUGGUACCAAUACCAUGGAUGUCUAAAUCGAAAACUGCUCGAGUUGCACCAGCAAUAUGGAAAGACUGUACGAGUAGCCCCAAAUGAGUUGUCAUUCAUAUCAGAGGCGGCAUGGAAGACAAUAUAUGGAUCACGGUCCAAUGAAAUGAUGAAGGAUCCGGUAUUUUCUCUUCAUACCCCGACGGGUGUGCAAAACAUCCUUACUGCUGAUAGACCUACUCAUACCCGACAAAGACGCCUGCUCUCUCAUGCAUUCUCGGAGAAAGCGUUGCGAGAACAGGAAGCAAUUAUUCAAAGAUAUGUCAAGAGGUUAAUGGAACAACUCGCCUUACGAUCAGGUGAGGGGCCACAAGAUGUUGUUCGGUGGUUCAAUUUCACUACAUAUGACUUGAUCCGCGACCUUUCCUUCGGAGAGCAAUUCGGCUGCUUAGAGAAUGGAGAAUACGACCCAUUCGUCCAAUCAAUCAAAGAUAUUUCAAAAGAACUUACCAUGAUACAAAUGUUUAAAUAUUAUGAGCUGCUGGGUCUGAGAAGGUUUUUCAUGCCAAAAGCCAUUGCAGGGACACGAGCACAAAAUAUGCAACGAGUCAUCCAAACAGUGGAUCGAAGAGUCAAGAGCAAGACGAAUCGGAAAGAUUUCCUGCACUAUAUCCUCGCUGCCAUGGAGACUGAUAAAGGCAUGUCUCGUGCAGAGAUGGACGUUAAUACUUUUUCAUUGAGUAUUGCUGGUUCAGAAUCAUCGGCUACUUUACUUUGUGGAUUUGUCUUCUAUACCCUCACUCAUCCCACUGUUUACCAGAAGCUGGUCACGGAGGUUAGGGAGGCGUUUCAAUCCGAGGAUCAGAUUGUGAUGGCAAAUGUUCAUCAUCUUACAUAUCUGAAUGCUGUUCUGCAGGAAUGUUUGAGGGUUUAUCCACCUGUCGCUGUGACACUACCACGAGUAGUCCCCGAGGGUGGCGAAGUGAUUGAUGGAGGAUACGUUCCAGCUGGCACAACCGUCGGGGUAAAUCAUUUCGCAUGUUAUCAUGACCAGAGAAACUUCUAUCGACCCAACGAAUUUCUCCCCGAACGCUGGAUGCCCGGUGCUGAAGAUGAAACGUCCCUUUUCAGUCAUGAUCAGCGAAACUGUUUACAACCAUUUUCGCUUGGACCACGGAAUUGUCUAGGAAAGAACUUGGCUUGGGCGGAGAUUCGUCUUAUUACGGUUCAUCUGAUAUAUCUCUUCGAUAUGGAGCUGGAUAGAAGCGUUGGCGAUAGGUGGACGGAACGUCAGAAAGUCUUCGGGUUUUGGGAUAAACCGCCCUUGCUUGUUCAUUUGAUGCCGAAGCAUAAGACAACUAUGUGAUUGGGUAUGUUCGAAGCUCUUUUGCCGCCGCAGAGAUACAAUCUUACAUGGUCUCAAAUUGUCGUGCACUUGUCAAAUCCAUCAUCCUUUCUCUUUAGCUACAUCAUUCGACAUAACAUGGGAAAUAGUUAAAACAUUCUAGUACAGGAGACACAACUUCUUUGCGUUAUAGUAAUUUGCAUGGGGCUUUGAAAUGUUUUAUGUAUAGUGAGCCUGCCACCUAAUCCUCGCUUGUCCUCAAACGUUUCUUUGCACGGGACUGAUCAGAAGGUAAAGAGUGCCACUGUAUAGUAUCCGACAUGGGCUUGGAAUGAGGCUGAGGUACAUCCAGUAACUGGGUGAGAAGAUCAGUCGAUGACACAGUCCCAGAAGGAUGAAUCAUGCUCUGAGCAUCCAAAGUCGUAGGCGGAUCUAAUGUUGUUGAGACAGAUAAUAAGCUCUCCCAACUAAAAGGUCCACUGGUCGAUGACCCAUGUGGUACUAGGUGAGAUAAAUCGGACAUGUGUCCAUUCAGAAUUGACGGCA
Talaromyces stipitatus ATCC 10500 is the source of this 2044-nucleotide messenger RNA. RefSeq names its product cytochrome P450, putative. Gene Ontology annotation, molecular function: heme binding; monooxygenase activity; iron ion binding. The transcript has 4 exons. The record is from RefSeq and is a predicted model, not a curated record. The coding region runs from base 320 to 1519 and encodes 399 amino acids. Lineage: Eukaryota; Fungi; Ascomycota; Eurotiomycetes; Eurotiales; Trichocomaceae.